Oldenlandia corymbosa var. corymbosa is the source of this 1011-nucleotide messenger RNA. The record is from the annotation of a GenBank genome assembly. Lineage: Eukaryota; Viridiplantae; Streptophyta; Magnoliopsida; Gentianales; Rubiaceae.
GUAAUUAAGAUACAAAGAUAGCUUUUUCCUUUUUUCUGAGAAGUAAAGGGCCAGCUUAAUUACUUUCCAUCAACCAGAAAUCAAAAGAUGGCUAAGAUCAGUGGUUCAGCUCCAUCCAUUUUUCUUGUGAUUCUAAUUGCCUUCGCUGUUGGAUUAACCAUACGAUCAGAAGCAAGAAUUUUGGAAGAUCGUCGUCUCUCUGGCUUAGGAAAUGCAGCUAUAGGAAUUGGUCGCACGACAAUUAGCGUUAAUGUCGGAAAUGGAAAUCCAGCUUUAGAAGCUGUUAUCUCCAUUAGUCCAGCAGCCGGAGGUCCAGUUGAAUCACCCAUGCAUGCGCCCGGAAAAGUCGAUGCCACCACCGGCUCAACAGCCAUCGAUGUUCGGGUCGGAACUGGAAAUGUCGGUGGGGAAGCUGGUGUCUCCAUUAGCCCAAUAGCCGGGGGUCCAGCUGAAUCACCGGUUCAUGCAACCGGAAAAACUGAUGUCUCUAUUGGCGCAUUAGUCGACGGUGGUCGUGGGAAUAGUGGUGUCUCCAUUAGCGGAAAUGCGGGUGGUCCGGCUGAAGCACCGGGAAAUGCAUCUGGAGGAAUUAGUGCCACUGUGAGCUCAACUGACCGCGGUGUUGCUGUUUCUGGAAAAGGUAAUGUCGCAUCCGUAAACGCAAACAGUCAUGCCACCGGUCACAUUCCCGCCGCUCGUAACUAGAAGAAUCAGCCACCGAAUUGCUUCAAUGGACAAUGGUUGAACGGAUUCUCUGAAGGAUUUGGAGCUGUUCCAGUUUCUCUUUAUAAUUAAGAUAAUGAAAAUGCUCAUUGUGUAUGCUAUUACGUUUCAUGAAAAAUUCGGUUAUAAGGUUUUUCUUUUUUUCAUCAUAAUGAAGCAGGCAAGACCGAAUAUAACCUUAUCUGAAAAUAUAACAUUCUGUAGGUAAAAAUUAUCGAACAACUUGUGUUAUAACUACGUUAGUAAAAUGAAAACAGCAAAAAAAAUCACUACUCUUUUUUCUUUUGA